Bipolaris victoriae FI3 is the source of this 504-nucleotide messenger RNA. RefSeq lists its product as hypothetical. The record is from RefSeq and is a predicted model, not a curated record. Bases 1 to 504 code for a protein of 167 amino acids. The transcript has a single exon. NCBI's taxonomy places the organism in Eukaryota, Fungi, Ascomycota, Dothideomycetes, Pleosporales, Pleosporaceae.
AUGGAUCUAUGGAAGGCCCGACUGGAUUUCCAAUCGAACGCGACUGUCAGCAUUACUAUGGGACAGUGGGCAUUACUUUGGAGAGGAGAUAUUCCUGAAUAUCAUAACCAACCCCCCAAUGUGGAAAUACUCGCACUUGCCGGCCACCUUUCCCUUGCUUUGAACUACCACAGCGAUAUCGUUUCUGCGAUUGGAGGGAAUACUUUACCUAUUAUCCAAAAACUGGCCGCCUCGGAAAAAGAUGAAGGAGAUUUGGUCACGUUCUUGAAAUACAGGAUCACCUCAUACCUGAACAGGCGCGUCAAGGUUACGACAAAAGAGACGACCUACGUCGGCACAUUCAAGGGAGCAACCAACGUAUCAACAGCAAUGGGAACUCUAUUAGGGCACGAUAUUUACGAUAUUCGAGUUGACGACUGGCAGUUCCCUCUUUCCAUUGCAGAAGUGGCCAAUGGAACUACGGCAUUCGAGCUCUACAAAAUUAAGAUAGAGAAUCGAAUCUGA